UUGUUUGAAGCAAACCUUUAAAGACCUCAUGACACGUGGAAAAUAAAGUAAUAUACAUACACACAUUGAAAGUACACAUACAAAAUAGUCACUUGAAGUUGGUUUUAAUCAUUAUGAUAGAGAAAUUGAGUUUGUACGGCCUUUUAAAAGUGCGAUUUUUGCGAUCUGCUACCGACCUUCCUAUUAGUCAGUCACAUGACCUAUGACGUACACUCCGGAACGGCUCCUUGGUCAAGACACUAUCCCACCUGUCACUCACGACUAUCCUGACACCUGUCAACAACAUGGAUUCUGACAACUCCGAUUCAUCCUCGGAUCCUGACACAUUUUUCGAAGUGGCAGAGUCCGACCCAAUGCUGGAGGACAAUGUGAGGGGCGUUAUGCCCUAUAGAUACGAGCCAUACUUGGAUGAGUUGGAGCCACAGGGUUCUACGGAAAGUUCGGAUGGCGAGGCAGAAGGCGCUGUUGGUGGUGCUGCUGUGGCAGACGGUCGGAUGCCUAUGGAUUUUGGCAGACUACAGCACGUGGAAUGGUGUUCUUGUGGGAGAUGUGAGCCAAUGCCACUGGUAGUGGAGUCGGUGUGCUGCCGCGAACAGUCAAGAGUGUGCGAGAGGAGAGAGGAGGAGGGAGCAGACACCCGCUGCAUCACAGAACAUUCUGGCUUUGAGCCAGUUUGUCUGAAUCUGCAUGUUCUGCGCACCGCACAUUUCCACUAUCGGCAAGAAUACGGGGAUGUAGAGGGAAACGAGUGGAAGAGGUACACUGGAUACAGACAGUUUGUGCGAUGGUGCUACGAGUACCUGGGAAGACAUGUCAGGGUCCCCAUACCUUCCUGUGUGGUGUGGUGUAUCCGGAGAACUUUUCCCUCCAUUGAUUACAGGGGGUUCCAGGACACCAACAGCCCGUGAUGAUACAUGUAUGCUGUUAACUUGUUAAUUUUGUUUUUUUAGUUUAAAUACAUGAGUUUGUAAAUACAUGAAAAUGAAUGUCAAUACAUGAUACCUCUGGCUUCACAUGAAUGUGUCUUCAUUUUUACAACUUACAACAGCUUACAACAAAUAGGCCUAGCAAAUCAAUUUACACCUUCACCAUGGAAGGGUAGCUGAUAUUUUUGAUCAUACGGUGUCUAAGAUGUGCUGUACUUCAGGGACAAUGCAAUACAAGCCCACAUGGAUAAGGGGGAAAACUGUAGCAACACAGACAUACUACACACCCUGUAAUGACACUUUUCAGAACACCAAGGUGAGGAUGGAGCAGGAGGUUCCCAACACAGUAAAUCAAAGCACUCACGGCAAAGAUGAAAUUAAGUUUGUGUUUAUUCCAUUCAGUCCGGUUCUCAUGUGUACAUUUAGGUGUUAUUUGUAAUGCUAAAGCGGGUCAUAUGUGCAUUGACUGCUGCCCUCUUAUCCGGCUUUUCGAAUGAUGCAUUGAGUGGCUCUGUAACAGGGGACGGGUCUGGGAUGUCAAAGUCAUCACCGUUGUAGUCCUCACCUCGACACAUGGCCUCCACCAUCCGCAUCAGCUCUUCAGCAUAGCC
Molecule: messenger RNA, 1537 nt
Organism: Eleginops maclovinus (Patagonian blennie)
Lineage: Eukaryota; Metazoa; Chordata; Actinopteri; Perciformes; Eleginopidae
Exons: 3
Coding region: 285-908 (207 amino acids)
Source: RefSeq, a predicted model, not a curated record